Molecule: messenger RNA, 2603 nt
Organism: Protopterus annectens (West African lungfish)
Lineage: Eukaryota; Metazoa; Chordata; Ceratodontiformes; Protopteridae
Product: cytochrome P450 2K6-like
Exons: 9
Coding region: 76-1593 (505 amino acids)
Biological process (GO): xenobiotic metabolic process
Cellular component (GO): intracellular membrane-bounded organelle; cytoplasm
Molecular function (GO): iron ion binding; heme binding; oxidoreductase activity, acting on paired donors, with incorporation or reduction of molecular oxygen, reduced flavin or flavoprotein as one donor, and incorporation of one atom of oxygen
Source: RefSeq, a predicted model, not a curated record
UAUAAAACCAGAACUGUUGCUGCUUUACAGUUUACAGUUUUGUUUAUCCCUCUUUUCUCUUCUUUGAGGACUGAAAUGGUGAACAUGACUACAUUUUAUACUUCGCUGCUAAACAGUAACGCAGCACAGCUGCUUUGUGUCUCACUUUUGCUGCUACUUGUGCUUUACGUGUCAUUGACUUGGACACCUUCUCCUUUCAAACUACCUCCAGGUCCCAUUCCGCUUCCUAUUAUUGGUAACCUGCACAUACUGAAUCUGAAACAGCUCGAUGAAUCACUGAUAAAGCUGUCUGAAAAAUAUGGCAAUGUCUUCACCAUACAACUUGGCCCAAGAAAAGCAAUAGUACUGGUUGGUUAUGACGUUGUACAAGAUGCACUAGUAAAUCAUGCAGAAGCAUUUGGUGAAAGAGCUAAGGAACCUAUGUUUGAAUGUACAUCACGUGGAAAAGGUAUAAUUUUUGGCCAUGGAGAGAGCUGGAAAACUAUGCGACGGUUUGCUUUAUCAACAAUGCGAGAUUUUGGAAUGGGAAAGAAAAAUAUUGAAGACCGGAUCCAUCAGGAGGCUCAGAUGCUGAUUAGAUAUUUUGAAUCUCACAAAGGUCAGCCAUUUUGCCCCAAGGGAAUAAUGAACAGAUGUACUGCCAAUGUGAUCUGCUCCAUAGUUUUAGGAAAAAGGUUUGAUUAUGAAGACCCUGCAUUCAUCAAACUGACAAGACAAGUGACUGAAGGUGUGGAGAAUCUGAUUACUCCUCUUCUGAUGCUAUACAAUUUCUUCCCAAAGCUUGGAUUUCUUCUCGGAGCACAUAAGACUGUCAUGAGAAUUGUGAAAGAACAGGAAGAAUACUUCAGUGAAUUCAUAAAGUCAAGCAGACAAACCAUGGAUGAGAAUGACAUUAGAAGUUUUGUUGAUGCAUUUAUGCUGAAACAACAAGAGGAAAAUAAGAAAACACAUACAUACUUUACUGAUGAAAACCUUCUUGUUUCAACAUGGAAUCUUUUUGGAGCUGGAACAGAAACUUCUUCUACAACACUUUUGUGGGCCUUUCUUCUCAUGAUGAAAUAUCCAGAAAUUCAAAAAAAAGUUCAAGAAGAAAUUGAUGAAGUUGUUGGAAGUGAACGACUGCCAAAACUUGAAGACAAAGUAAAUUUGCCAUACUGUGAUGCAGUGAUCCAUGAAACCCAGAGAUUUGGCAAUAUUACCCCACUACCUGUAGGCCGUGCAACAACUUAUGAUACACAUUUUCGAGGUUAUUUUAUACCUAAGGACACAAACGUGUUACCAGUUCUCACUUCUGUACUAUAUGAUAAAACUCAGUGGGAAACACCAUACAGAUUCACACCUUCUCACUUUCUGGAUGCAAAUGGGAAAUUUGUGAAGAGAGCAGCAUUUAUACCAUUCCUUGCAGGUCGAAGAAGUUGUUUAGGUGGAAGUCUUGCAAAAGCAGAGUUAUUUCUGUUUUUCACAGCUGUGAUGCAGAAGUUCACUUUUUGUCCCUCUCCUGGUGUCACUUCUGAAGACUUGGAACUAUUACCUGAAGUUGGAGUUACUUUAUGUCCAAAGCCCUACUUGCUGUGUGCAGUACCUCGUAAAUAGAAAAUAAUUUAUUUGUGACUUUUUUGUGGAGAUGUUUAUAUUGCACAUUAAUUCAAAUGUAUUUUUAUCAUUUGAUACAUUCAUUAGUGAUCAUUUCAACAGCUUGGUUUGAACUCUGAGAGCCAACUACUUCAUUACCCUGAAUUUUGCUAUAAUAUCCCUCAUUUUAUUUUGUAAACACUGCAUUGAAUGAUGAGUAUUGGUGAGACCUUUAUUUCUGAAAUGUUAGUCAGUGAAAGAUAGUUAAAAUAAGCAUUUGAAGUGCAGAAUGUUUGUUUGUUCAUUGAAUAGUUGCUGAAUAGUGGCAUGGUAACCAAAUAAUGAAAACGGAAUGAUACCUGUAGUAAACACAACCAACAGAAACAAUGCAUGGAAGAAAAUGUUAACAAAAACUGAGAUGCUGUGUUAGUAACAAACAUCAAAGGCCAUAAUUUCUUCCACAUACUAUUUUGUGCAGCAGAAACACAGGAGACCAUUGUUUAUCACUCCCUGACAAGUAUUUCUUGAUGAAAUACAUAAUUUUCCAACAUAUUUCUGUUAAGAAAAUGGGCUUUCUGUGAUGUAGAUUCAGUAAAAGAUAGUGUAAUUAUUUGCUUUUUGCCUUAAAGCUUCAAUGCUCCGUACUAAGCAGUUCCUUAAUGUCUGAUCAAUCUUCUACAAUGGUAAACAUAGUUAAAUAAGUAAAUUAAUAAAUAAACUAUAACACAGAGUUGCAAAGAAAUUGCCAAGACUGAAUAUUCUUUUUUUCAGUAUUUUCUUUCAUUGUUCUUUAUUCUUUUAUUUUGUAUUUACUGUAUGAUUCUUUGGGGCUGUAAUGGAUCAAAAAUGAAAAUAUUAGUGUAGAGAAAUAGUAUACAUUUUUGCAAAGUAGGGUAAAAAUGUAAUGAUGGAGUGAGCGCAAGAUGAGAGCAUAGAAAAUGGAUAGAGUAUUUAUUAAAUGUAUAAACAUUCUUUCCUGAUUUAGUAACACUGUCACUGGUUAUACUGCAGUCUGCUUGUGAAGAGGGGAU